Molecule: messenger RNA, 1821 nt
Organism: Lutzomyia longipalpis
Lineage: Eukaryota; Metazoa; Arthropoda; Insecta; Diptera; Psychodidae
Product: zinc finger protein 501-like
Exons: 3
Coding region: 235-1440 (401 amino acids)
Biological process (GO): regulation of transcription by RNA polymerase II
Molecular function (GO): RNA polymerase II cis-regulatory region sequence-specific DNA binding; DNA-binding transcription factor activity
Source: RefSeq, a predicted model, not a curated record
CAAAAUGGAGGCAAUUUUAAAAUAUUUGACCAUUGUUUUUUUCUUUACUUUUAUUUAAGGGUAUUCCAGGAGCAAUUUUAAUGCUUUUUCUUUACCUUGUGAUGUGAAAGAGAUUCCUUAAUAUAUUUUUAAUGAAAAAUCCCAGAUGAAGCACUGAAUUAUGUACCAGGAAAUCCUUAAGUGUCCUGCAAGAUUUUUCCAGACGUUCAUUUAAUUAGGAAACCCGUCAACAACAUGCUGUGUUCUGCAGUUAUAAAAGAAAUAGUAACACAAGGAACAGAAACGUUGAUCACAUGCAAGAAUCCAGAUUGUUCUUCUAAGAACGACAUCAAAGGGGAAUUCGAUUCAGAAAUCCUUAUUUCACACACUGAAUUCCCAGAAUUCCAUAAAUUAAUCUUCGUUGAGGCAUUGAAGGAAGAGGAACUGGAAGCAAAGAUUGAGAUUACUCCAGAAGUAGCUGAGAACUAUGAAGAACACGUGGAAGCCAUUGAAGGAGCUGACAUCAAGGAUGAGUCGAGUAGUAUUGGAUCCUUCAAGGAUUCAAAGACAGACAAGGCGAUAGUGGAUUUAAUCCCAAAAAGAUGGUCCCGUACUCUUGGUCCACCACCCUAUAAAUGCCCAAAAUGUGAGAAAGUCCUUAAAACCCGUUCAUCGUAUAAAUCUCACGUAAGGAUGCAUCAGAGGAAGUAUAGUUGUGAAGUAUGUUCCAAAGGAUUCAAUGAUGGAGAGAAGCUGAAGAAGCAUCUACUGAAACACACCGGAGAGAAAAUCUACCAAUGCAGCCACUGCACAAAGUCCUACAGUCAGUUGCAUAAGUUAAAGGAACAUGUUGUAACGCACAUAAAGGACAGACCGAGGCCUUUUGGAUGCGAUAAAUGCCCAAAGGCAUUCAGUUCAAAGUGUGGCCUUAAAUCUCAUAGUCUCUGCCACACAACAGCAAGACCCUAUGUCUGUGAAUUUUGCGGCAUGGCCUUUGGGAGGACAAUAUCCCUUAAGGAUCAUCUCCGUACCCAUUCAGAUGAGAAGCCCUUCAAAUGUGAUCAAUGCACAAAAUCCUUCCGUACAAAGGGAAUUCUUCGACAUCAUUUGCGAACACACACAGAUGUUAAGGCGUACGUUUGUGAUAUCUGCGGGAAGGCUCUCAAGGGGAAGUCUAGCUUGAAUUUGCACAAAAAAGGACAUCGUUUGGACAGGGAGAUGUUCCAAUGUUCAAUGUGUGAUAAGCAGUAUACGUCCAAAGGGCAACGAAAUCGUCACAUAAUGACGCAUUUGGAUAUAAAAAAUUACAAAUGUGAUUACUGCGACAGCGCCUUUGUCCGCAAGGAACACGCUGUAAGGCACAUGGCUCUACAUUCCAAGUAUGGGGAUCACAAGUUUGUUCGGAGUAGUCGAGAAAAGCCAAGUGGGAGGCAAACGACAUCGCAGCUUUCCACAAAGUAAUUUAUGGAAUUAAAGGAUCCUGUCAUUAUGUACAUUUUGUUCAACAAAAAGUAACUUUGCUUCACGUAAUAGAGGUUAUACCAUCCUCUUGGUUUUUUUACACAUGUUAUAAAAAGCUAUGAAAACCGCAUAGUUCUUCAUGAGGAAACUUUACCUGCGAGGAGUUACCCAAAUGACACUUUAGCCGUAUACCUGCUUAAUCCCUUAUGACCCUUACUUACUCAAACUACACGAAUUUUUGAAGUUACUCAAAUAACACGGCCCCUGAGGAAGGUACGGAUAAGCCUUGAAAGCUUUGGGAAGUAAGCGUAAUUUAUUGGACGAAACAUUUUCUCCUUGACGAUGACCGGAAAAUCAGGAAAAUUAAAGAUCUUAAGAGGG